Molecule: messenger RNA, 886 nt
Organism: Paramacrobiotus metropolitanus
Lineage: Eukaryota; Metazoa; Tardigrada; Eutardigrada; Parachela; Macrobiotidae
Exons: 2
Coding region: 192-647 (151 amino acids)
Source: RefSeq, a predicted model, not a curated record
CACAACAAAGCCACUUGUCAUUUGCAAUUCACACAGCUAUUACAGCUCUCGGCUUACGUUACCUGCAUCUAUAUACUCAGAACAACUAACCACCAAAGUGUGACCUUUCCGUGGAAAAGGUCACCGGAUCACGGCGGCUGCAAGAUCCGGCCGCAGACGGCACGAGCGGGGUGCACAAGUUGCGAGACAAGAUGGCGACAUGGCACAGUGUGAUGGCCAUUGUGGCGUACGCGGUGUGCGGAGUGUACAGUCUCGAGCAGAAGGAUAUGGCGGUGGCGGCGGCCGAGGGCAUCCCGGUGCACGAGGUGCCCAGUGUUAUCCUGCUGGCGCCGGAUCAAUUGUCGGUGUUGAAGGUGCUGGGUGAUCGGUUGAAAAUGCACCACGUCGACACCGACCAAUUCCUAAUGGCCAAUCACGACCCUGAUGGCGAGGUGCUGGAUGUCGAUAUGCCGGGAGUGAUUGCUCAGAAGAAAGACAAAACCCCCGGCAAGCCGUUCAACGCCAACACGGACCCGGACGGCCGUUAUAGUGCCAUCGGCAACUGGGAGCACUUCCUUCCACCACUGAAGCGCCGCGCCGGAGGGAAACUGUGCUACAUCAAUCCCAUCGCUUGCUUCGGCCGUCGCCAACGGGAGGCGGCUAAUUAAUGUGACGACCGGCAUGCAACAUGCUUUGAAACUGAGACAACUACGACAGAAGUAUUUGUAGCCGUUCCUUUUUUACCGCGGGACUAAAAAUUAUUUAUUUUGAUUGUUUUCCUUAGGACGUUGGGCAUAAUUAUCUUUAUACCGGGCAAUAAAUAUCCCCAAAAGCAGUUUUCACGCAAAUCUUACACGGCCUAUGAUGCCUAUCAUCAUUAAAAACAACAGAAUAACGAAUACAAUAA